Messenger RNA from Schistocerca serialis cubense, 1425 nucleotides. RefSeq names its product DNA translocase FtsK 1-like. NCBI's taxonomy places the organism in Eukaryota, Metazoa, Arthropoda, Insecta, Orthoptera, Acrididae. The record is from RefSeq and is a predicted model, not a curated record. The transcript has 2 exons. The coding region runs from base 1 to 1425 and encodes 474 amino acids.
AUGGACCGACAAACGACUAGUGACGCUGACCAGGCAUACCUGCCCACCGCUGACUCGAACCACCGUGACCGAGAGUUCAUCCUCAUGAACAAGAUCGCUCACGGGGGCUCUUACCCCGGUCGAGAUGACGACUUGGCGGCCAUGAUUACCUCCGGAAAUAUCCGGAAAGCCGCUGCACUACCGAGCUCGGGGAAGCAAGAAUCGGGCGUGCCACCGAGAGCCUCGCCGGUCGCACCGCAAAAAAUUGCGGUCCCGGCGACGGCGGCCUCGAAGGGAGUUGCGCCGCUGGACUCGACCACCCAAGAGGUCGAUGCUCCCCCGGUUGCCCCACUGGCCCCGAUGCAACAAGAAGAACCCCUUGUCUCGCUAGUAGACGCGCCGUCCUGCGCUGGGGACAUCCCUGCGGUCUGGACGGGCGCUAAGACAGCGCAAGAGGCUACUGAGAUGAAGGUCAUCGACCUCCCAGACGCGAACCUUGCCGAGGCAAUCGCCGAGGCAGAAAGUCGUGAUGCAGACCAUGACGACGCCCGUGCGCCCAGGAAGCGCCGGGCCGUGACACACGACGACUCAGACACACACUCCUCGACCUCUGACUCUGCAAGGCCGAGGAAGAAGGCACCCAGAGCCUCCCGCGCUGCCGCUGCAGCUGCUGGGAGGGCUGGUGCUAGUGCCGCCAAGGCACCACACCCAACGAGGACGCAGCAGCCCACUGCGACAGUCGCUGCCGCCAGGCAGCCUGAUGAGGACGGCUUUGUUGCCCCACCUAGGAGGCACACCGCCAAGGCUGCCGCACUGCAGCCACCGCAGCCGCUGCCGACCACAAAUGCGUUCGCAGGGGCGAACGUAGAUGAGAUGGAGGACGACGAGGCGCCCCUGGCGCCGCCACAGAGGAAGCCGCCGCCCCCACCACCCAUCGUCGUCCAAUGGGACGGCGAGUACAGAAACUUCGAGCAAAAGCUCGUCAGAGGGGCCGGAACCAGCAGCGAGGCAGAGGUGCUCCUUCUAGAAAGGUGCACCCUACCACCAGCUUCGCUGCCGCCACCAAGAGCGGGCUACAGCGCUCGGGCCAUCACGAUGGAGAGUUACAGCAGACGUCUGCGCCUUCCACGGCUCCGCCCGAGAGGGCAGCAGCUCUCGUGGCCGCGCCUGACACGCGGGCUGCCCGUCCACGCAGGCGUCGCCGGCGCGGAGGGCGUGCCACCCGUGCCGCAGCGCAACAGACUGUCACCGACACUCCACCGCAGCAGCGGCAACCAGCCCGCGCUGCGCCACGGCUGCAGCCGGACACUGUCACCCCGCGGCAGUCAACGCCACCAGAGAGGCCCCAGCCAACCGCCCCUGUGGCGGAGGUCGCCCCAGCGACAUCCGGCGUCUCCUCUGCACCAGAAGCAGCAGCUGAGCUCCGAUCGCUUCUGCGAUCGUUGA